AUGGCAGCUCGGUGGCAGAUAAGCCAGCCCAAAGUGUUUGAUGUCUGCUGGCUUGCAAGUUCCGUGGUGAAGGCGGCGGCAGGAACGUUCAGAGCAGGCCGAAGUUUGAAAAGCGCCCGAGGUGCCCGCUCGGCUCAGCCGCGGGCUGCGGCUGCUUUGGCUUCUUGGCAGCAAUUUGGCUUCAGGGCGCUCUGGGUUUGUAGAGCCAGGAAGGAUCGCGAACAGGUAUGCGUAUUGAGUCGCAACACCUUGUCCAGAAGCUGGGCGGUACGACCGCCAAGCAGAAGCAAGAGAGCACCCGUCAGCAGUGACGGUCAAUUGCGAGAGGUUCAGCGUCCUGCUUCUCCGCUCCGCAGCGGUGCGCCCUUUGACUGCGAGCGGUCACUUCGUGGGCCGGAUUUCAGUACGGGCCAGUGUGUACGGGCCAUUACGGGCCAGAAAACUCUGGACUUAGGCCCGUCCUCCUACGACCUCCGUGACCAACUGUCCGGCCGUGUUUGGCCUCUCGUGCGGCGACGGGUGCACUUGGAGCUGCAGGACCUUGCUGCCCCCCUGGAGUUGGGGGUGAACGAGUCCUACGAGCUUGCAGUCUCGAUGCAAGGCUUGUCCAUCCCGGGUCACUGCGUCUUUCAGGAUGUGCAGGGCUUUGGCUUUGCCUUGUAUUGCACGUUGUCAGCUCACAAGUCUGGCUGGAGCUUGCGUGACUUUGGUCUCGAAGGAGAGUACAACUUCACCACGGACACCUAUGCCAUCCACGAGAUUCCAUUCCGAAUUCAGGACUCCCCGAGCUUUCCGCAUCGGGGGCUGCUCGUCGACUCCGCACGGCACUUCCUACCCCCGAUCCGUCUCAAGCGAACCAUCGAGGCGAUGUCCUUCGCCAAGCUCAAUGUGCUGCAUUGGCACCUGACAGAGGAUGAGUCGUUCUCGAUGCCUAGUUCGUCACACCCGGAGCUCGCAGAGAAGGGUGCCUGGAGCGCAGACGAAAGGUACUCGCUCCGUGACGUACAGGACGUCGUUGAGUUUGCGCAGCUGCACGGCGUCCGGGUCAUCCCCGAGUUUGACAUGCCUGGGCACGUGAGCUCCUGGAGCAAGUCGCACCCAGAGCUCUUCGACCAAGCCUGCUUGGAGAGGUCGCGGCGGCUAGCUUUCAAGCCAACGAAGGAAGUUUUCGACUUCCUGCAGGGCCUGCUUUCAGAAUGGACGACUAGCACUUUCCACGAUCAAUUCCUGCACUUAGGAAGCGACGAGGUGCCCUUCGAAUGUUGGAAGGGGCUGUCCAUCUCCGAGGGUGGCAAGACCUACAGCACCCCGAAGCAGUUGUUCCAGCAUUUUGUCGGGAGCAUGUUUUCCCGAGCUCAUGGGGAGCUGAAUCGCUCCGUCAUCUUUUGGGACGAGGCCUGGAAAUGGGAAAGACUGAGUUGUGCGCGUGUUCAGGAGCCAUUCCGUUUGAGUAGCCUUCUGAAGCCACGCCCUGUUUGGCAGAAUUCCCACAUCCUACGACACUAG
Symbiodinium sp. CCMP2592 is the source of this 1506-nucleotide messenger RNA. The record is from the annotation of a GenBank genome assembly. Lineage: Eukaryota; Dinophyceae; Suessiales; Symbiodiniaceae.